Phanerochaete carnosa HHB-10118-sp is the source of this 2153-nucleotide messenger RNA. RefSeq lists its product as uncharacterized. The transcript has 13 exons. The record is from RefSeq and is a predicted model, not a curated record. Lineage: Eukaryota; Fungi; Basidiomycota; Agaricomycetes; Polyporales; Phanerochaetaceae. The coding region runs from base 309 to 2075 and encodes 588 amino acids.
CUAUAGGUAUCCUUUCAACGGCCUAUCCUGGGCUUUGAAAAUACACACUGCGACUGGAGCUCAGCGCUCACUGGUACUCAGUGGUGAUUCGGAGGUUCAACAUCUAGUCAUCCUUCCUUUUUUCCCUUCGUCUUUUCACAUCUUCCUUGAGUCACCUCUACUCUUCACAUAUGUAUAUGAGGGCUGAUGGCGCAGCUUCUCAUUGACUUCUUCCGACAGCCUUGACGACCGCGGCGCCGAUGAGCGCGUUAUAAAAAAAAAGCACGGCGAUUAUAAUCCGCAGUUGCUUGUCAUCUUUCCCUACCGUCAUGUGGAAAAUGAAGCCUAGCAUUGCGCUGUCUGUCCACUUCACUGUUCUGCUACUCACACUGUCAUCUAGAGGUAGCUCCCCUGCGGGCAAGGAAACCUUCAGCUGGGUCACCCUUCCUGCAACCGCCAACCUGACCUGGACUCCGUGCUUUGACACCUUCCAAUGCACCAAGCUCGCUCUUCCUCUGCAAUAUUCGGAUCCAGAAGCUGGCGAGGCGCAGAUUGCUCUAAUCAUGUCCCCAUCGAACUACUCUUCAAAUGAUCCAAACUACCUAGGAUCAGUUCUGUUUAAUCCUGGUGGGCCGGGUGGCUCUGGGGUCAGCUUUGUCCAAGAGUUAGGUCCCUACUUUCGCGCAGUGAUAGGCCCUCAGUAUGAUCUCAUCGGUUUUGAUCCUCGCGGGAUCGGACAAAGCACGCCGGUGCUGUCGCUCUUCAAGUCCCCGCCGGAAGCUUUGGAGUUCUACUCUACCUACCCGCAGAAUGUGAACGAAUCUAUAUCGUCAUUCGGCCGCUUUUAUGCCCAGGCCAACAUUCUUGGGAAGCUCGCGGUAGACAGAUACCCGACCAUCGCAGAGUCUGUGUCAACCGCAGCCGUCGCAACCGAUAUGCUCAACAUCGCCAAGGCGCUUGGACAAGACAAGGUUAACUACUGGGGCGUAUCUUAUGGGUCUAUACUGGGCGCAACGUUCGCCGCAAUGUUCCCGGACAAUGUUGGUCGAUUCAUCAUCGACGGUGUUUUCAACUCACAUCAGUGGUAUCAAGGCGACUGGUCAAGCUCCCUGCUCGAUACUGACGAUGCCUUGACGGCCGUUUAUGACGCUUGUGUGGAAGCUGGGCCAUCCCUCUGUGCACUCCACGACAAAAGCUCCGAUCUCAUACGCGCACGCGUCAACAAGCUCAUCGAUUCCCUGCACGUGGCACCGCUCGCCGUGUACGACGACAGCGAUCCUUCGAAUAUCUCGUUCGGCGUCGCGGACUACACUGUGAUCGUCCUGCAGAUCUUCCAGAUGCUGUACACGCCGUUCGCCUCCGGGCAAGUCAUAUUUGAGGCUCUCGCUGCGCUGGAGCAAGGCAACGCCUCGGCGAUAUGGCAAGGGUCUGUGACGAUGGCGAACGACGUCGACCUUGCGACAUGCAACUUCAACGCUUCUCAGCCAUUCGUGGUCGGCUUUCUGGACAUCAGCGCACCGAUUGCCUGUGGUGAUAUCAUUGCAGACGAGGACAGGGUGCGCACGUCUGAUGAGGCGAAGUCGGAUUAUCAGAGGAUGGCGGAUGCGUCUUCGACGUUUGCAACGACAUGGUAUCCACUAUCCGAGGGCAGAUGCGCUCAAUGGCCCAUCAAGGCGAAAGAUGCCUUCAACGGAUCAUUCACUCAGAAUACAAGCACCCCCAUCCUCUUGAUCACCAAUACUCAUGAUCCAGUGACCCCUAUGGUUGGCGCACUGAACAUGUCUUCCGGUUUUACGGGCUCUAUCGUCUUGCAGCAGAACUCCACAGGGCACACUUCCUUGUCCGGCUUCUCGACGUGCACAGCAGAGGCGAUCCACGCCUACUUCGCUAAUGGGACCUUACCAGCCGUCGGCACCCUCUGUCAGACCGAUACGCGGAUCUUCGAGAAUCCUAGCAACUCGAGUGGCUAUACCGGCGUCACCAUUACCCCUUUGAAGCGGUCUGCCGAAGAUUACAGUCUAGGGGAGGCUGCCCGGGCUUUGGCUGGGUCUAACUUCCUGGCCAAGAGUGCCGGCUUCUUUGGGAGACGGUGGUAGAGUAUAUACUGGCCUUAGGGUCAUUAUUAAUUGAGCUCGUCAGUCGUUCCCUGGUAUAGAAUACCUUUGUGUGAGUAC